Molecule: messenger RNA, 2177 nt
Organism: Anas platyrhynchos (mallard)
Lineage: Eukaryota; Metazoa; Chordata; Aves; Anseriformes; Anatidae
Gene: TIPIN
Product: TIMELESS interacting protein
Biological process (GO): replication fork processing; replication fork arrest; DNA damage response
Cellular component (GO): nucleus; replication fork protection complex
Molecular function (GO): DNA binding
Source: RefSeq, a predicted model, not a curated record
GGGUCUCGCGAGAUCGGCGGCUCUCGCGGUGCCUCCCCUCAGCGGGGACUGCGCUGAGGCACUGAGGCGCCGCGCUCUUCUUUUCAAACGCUGUGGUGGUUCUUGCCGGAGGAGACCAAAACCCUUCGUUUUUGGCCAUGAUCGACCCCUUGGAGAACAACCUGUUCGAUCUCCCCGACUACGAGAACACAGAAGACGAAAGGUUCCCGCCCCUCCCGCCCCCUGCCUCCCCGGGGGCGGCCGGGGCUGACUGGGCUGAGGCUGGUGGAGAACCAGAUGGAAACCAGCAGUCGCAGACGAAGGAUUCUUCUGUAGCUCCACGGAAAGCAGUUAAAAGAUCAAUACCUAAAUUAGAUGCUCAAAGGUUAGUUUCAGAAAGAGGACUUCCUGCCUUAAGACACAUGUUUGACAACGUAAAGUUCAAGGGUAAGGGGCAUGAGGCAGAGGACUUGAAGACGCUUAUACGACAUAUGGAACAUUGGGCUCAUAGAUUAUUUCCAAAACUGCAAUUUGAUGAUUUUAUUGACAAAGUGGAGUCUCUGGGAAGCAAAAAGGAAGUUCAGACAUGCCUAAAACGGAUUAGACUUGAUCUUCCUAUUUUAUCUGAAGACUUCACAGGUAAUGAAGAUGGUGGAGGUGAAAGCAAUGGACUGGAUACAGCCAAUGAGGAAGCGUAUCCAUGCUCUGGGAACGUAGAAUUGGAUACUCUGCCUAGUACAACUCUGACAGAAGAGCAACAACAGCGGAUCAAGAGGAACAGGCAGCUGGCCUUGGAACGUAGGCAAGCAAAGAUGCAGUGCAACAGCCAGUCGCAACACAACGAGCUCUCUCCUAGUUACCCAGAAGAGGAAGAGUUUAAUACCCCAAUUGCUCAGGGCCUGGCUGAUGUCACAGAAGAUCUUCAAGUUGCUGUUACAGGAAGCAGAGGACAGAGAUACAGAACUGGACAGUGCCAGUGAAAAGCAGAGACCUUUUCCCAGCCCUUGAGCGACUUUCUUAGAACUGGUGGGGUGCUUCGGUUAAGUACUACCCUUUUUAUUGAAAAGCUGCUGGCUCUUCACACUCCGACUCCAGAAGUGCAGGGAAGCCCUAACUGUGAUGCCUGUGUGGCUGGGCAGAACUGAUUUCUUCACACUGCCAAUGAAUUGCUCCAUAUGCUGGCAAACAGGGCACCAUCCUUCAUCUGCAUGUGGGACUUCUGUUAUUGUUCACUGAUGUUAUUUAGGAAGUGUUAAUGAGUUUUCUGGCCUACUCUGUCCUGUUCUUACAGUUGAUAUCCAACUGAAUGAACAGGGAUGUUGAGAGGUUAAGUUUGUAUUCAGGUUUUUAAUGGAAGAUCUAUAACAGGAGUGUUAAGUCUGGACAGGCACCCUGGAUUUUUUUUUUAACUCCCUUAUCAAGUACCUCUAUCUUGUUCUUACACAACAGAAGCGAUUAAAUUUGAAAGUCAAACCUGAAAUUCUUGUUAUGAGGCUGUUACACUACGGGCACUGAAAACUUCCCCCUCCCUGGUGCAAGUCAAACAUCCUUAGACAAGUACAUCUUAGAGGACCAUAGUUUGAUAAAUUAGCUGUAUUUCUUCAUCUAGUCCUCUACCUUGAAGCUGUUUCAUGUUCCUUUUACAAUACUCUUUUUCCAUCUUACACAAUAGCACCAGCCCUAAACUAACCUUUCGGUAGAAUGAACAUGAAACUAGUCCAAAGUUACCAGCAUUGUGGUAAAGCUCUGGGAUUGCCCUCCAGUAGCUUAGGGUAGGCCUGUUCAUAACAAACUGAAUUUCUGGAAGUUGAAUUAAGACACGAACUGAAGUUAGGACAAGAACAGCCUUUACAGCAGGUGGAACAGGUUCAUGUCAACAGCUGUUACUUUAUGCUGGCUGGAGAACUGCAAUUAAAGUCUCUUGAUUAGCGUGACUGAGGGUGCUGUUUGUAUGCUCGUAGUUAUGAGUUAAACUUGCUAAACUGUGUUGGAGGGGAAUUAACACCUCUAGUAAGUAGAAAGACAUCAGGGAAAUAAUUAAGUUUUAAGAAAUUAGUUUAUGAAGAACAAGGACAAGUAACUUUUUUUGAAUGGCAGCUGAAAGAAUGUACUACAGUCUUAAAUCUAGAAGAUUUAUCAUGUAUAAAAUCUUUUUAAAAGUCACAUGUAUUCCUAAUAAAAAUAACUCUUACUUAAAA